Molecule: messenger RNA, 2682 nt
Organism: Coccidioides immitis RS
Lineage: Eukaryota; Fungi; Ascomycota; Eurotiomycetes; Onygenales; Onygenaceae
Product: cyclin
Exons: 5
Coding region: 163-1374 (403 amino acids)
Biological process (GO): positive regulation of DNA-templated transcription, elongation; regulation of transcription by RNA polymerase II
Cellular component (GO): nucleus; cyclin/CDK positive transcription elongation factor complex
Molecular function (GO): cyclin-dependent protein serine/threonine kinase activator activity
Source: RefSeq, a predicted model, not a curated record
AUUUCUGAAUUUGACUUUUCCACUUCAGCGCAACACUUAAGUAGCGGAUAAUCUCUUUCUCCGGCUUCACCUUCAGCAUCACCAAUUCAUCAUCACCCUAAGCUCGAUAAUUGAUAUCGAGAUGCUUGGUCGAGUAGCCAGAUAUAUGUUAAAUAACAAACAAUGUCUCCAGCGAGGAAUGAAAAUGCCCGCUCUGCAAAUCAGAACCAUGCACCUCCGCCUCCCCUUCCUCCACCGGCUGGCCCUCAUCCGUCUUUCAUCCAGGUAGCAAAUCCAUAUGUUUUUGAGAGGACGGUGCAGGAAUGCUUUACGGCUACGGGGGUGAAUCCGCAGCGGGAAGACAGCAUCCGGCUCCAGGGUAUAACCUGGAUUGACAAUGUGCGAAAGGCACUCCAUUUGCCCGUGCGGACAUUUAAUACGGCGGCCAUUUACUAUCAUAAGUUCCGCCUGGUACAUUCUGACAAUGAGUAUAAUCAUGUCGAUGCGGCUGCAGCGGCGCUUUUCACCGCUUGCAAGAUCGAGGACACUCUCAAGAAAUCGCGAGACAUUCUUUGUACCGCAUAUAACCUAAAGCUAUCGCCUGCAGAGAAGCUCUCUGCAGAUGAUCCUAUCUUCGAAUCGCACUCUCGCAGCAUCAUCGGUCUGGAAAGACUUAUGCUUGAGUCCUCUGGCUUCGACUUCCGGAACCGUCAUCCCCAGAAGGUUCUCUUGAAAUUCAUCAGGCAGCGCGGCCUAAGGAAGGAUUCUAAAGUCGCCAAACUCGCGUAUAUGAUCAGUCUCGAUUUAUAUCGCACGUUUGCUCCGUUGAAGCAAACAUCCACAACUAUGGCCUUUGCUUGUUUAGAGCUGGCAGGCAGGUUAUUGGACGAUCCGUUAGAGGAUAUCGACCUGGACUCGGAGUAUGAACGCUGGCAAACGUCCCGGGCGGAAGUAAUGGAAACAAUCCUUGACCUCCUCGAACUCUACACCCACCACCGCAACUCAACCUCUAUAGGCCCUGAUUUCUCCCUCGACACGCUCCUCAACAUCCGCAUUCCACUCAACCAAGAGGCCGAUUUCAAAAAGCUACCUCGCUACGCCUACUUCAACAGACGCAAGCCCGAACCAAACGGUGUUCGAGCACCUAAUGGAUCGAAAAGGGACAGGGAUAGUAAGAACAAUAAGAACGCUGCCGGCCCAGCGACAAAGGACGCCCCGCGCGUCAACCCGCUCGCACCAACUGCUGCGCACGACCCUGCUCGCCGAUCGACGGAGAGGGGUAGAGAUGCUACGAUACGGUUUAUGUUGAACCCGGAGCAGGCGAGGGCCGAGCGCGCGACUGUGGAGCAGUAUUUUAAGGUGGAGAUGGAGCAGUAUGAAGUGGAGGAAGAAUGAAGGAAAAAGAAAGAAGAGAUACAAUGAGGCAAUAACAGCCCUAUUUACCCGAGAAACACCCAAGAUGACCUUGAAGCUCGUGGUAUAUCGUCACUCUCAAUCCGCUAAGGGACUUGCGCAAGCGCACGUCGGGCCGAUAUGCAUUUUCCCAGGUGUACGCCCAAAAGCUCUGUCGGUCGAAACUACGGUGCUGCGGACAAGGUUCUGAUUCGAUGUCUGCCUCCGAAGGACAGGAAAGAGCUGAGCCCGCUAAUCAAGAUCGGUACCAGAAGCUCAAAGCACGAGCAUAUGAGAGGAAAGAAUAGCUCGCCAACUAAACAUGCCGGUCGGCUUCUCCCUUUGGCGGUACGCAUUCCAUGGCUGGGUUUUCCAUCUAGUCCCUAUAUACACACAAACUCUCCGAGAAAUAUCCUCAUGUUAUUCGCACACACUCAUAGAUCUGUGCGCGUAAUCUAAAAUCUAUACUUCAUCAAUUUUCCUGAUCAAUAGGAGUGACACUCUGUAUACCCAUAUUACAUUAUCAAUUAUCAAGAAACAAAAUUUACUUAGUUAAAUCAAUCUUCUUUGCUUUGUCUUCAUCAAUAAGCCUAUCACCGAACAAAUUUGUAAAAUAAUAAAAGGGAACGCCGCUGAACUGGAAAUAAAAUUAAAAUAUAAAAAUGAAAGUGCGAAGAGUUAUAAAAGCAAGCCUGCCUAUGAUCUGCGAGAAGCGCAAAAAGCCCAUCAUGUCAACUUAUUACAUACGUAUACCUUACCGUAUGGGAAUAUGCAAAUAUCAAAAAUGUUUGGUUCCUGUCAAAGCGUGUUUUUGAAAUGCAAACCUCGACCCUGCAUGCCAUCAAGGGCAGUUUAUAACGGUCGAGGGAAAAAGGGAGAAUGGUUCCAGAAGAAAAGAACACACAAGAAACGGUUACCCAUAAUACCUCAGUGCUGAUGUGAAUGACCUAUAGAAAGAGGCGUAAAAAAUAAAAAUAAAAAAAUAAAAAUAAAAGCCAAGAUUAAGGUUGAGAAAGUUUAAAAAUUCUUUAGGGAAGUAAAAGGCACAUUCACAUUAGGUUCUUUUGUCUUUCUUUUUGAAACUGAAAUAUUGACAGGUAUCAUGCGCUACAACAGUACAUGCAUGCACGCAUGCAAACUGCUUUAGCAGCAGGGAUAGAGUUAAGGAUAUUCACGGAGGAGGAUUGUAGGGUCGCCAGAUGUAAUGCAAGUCGUGAUCAGACAAAAGGUCUUCAGAGGUGUUGAAUGUUUGAAGAGUCUAGACAGACCCAAGGUCAUCUACGGAGCUUGAAGUCGCCAUUGAAACACUCG